AAUUAUUCUGUGAUGUUUCGAUCCUUUCAAAAACUCCUAGCCCUCAGACUAUCUUCCAUUAUAAACGAUUUAUUUAUUUAAUCUUCUAAGUCAGUGUUUAUUGCAAUUUAACAUUCCCUCUUUGCCAGAACUGUGUAGUCCUUAGAUAGAAGAACAAGUUGCCUUGAGAAUCAACAAACUCAAAGUACCAAGAUCGCACACACCCCCCGAAAAUCUGUCAUCAACCAGAAAUCAGAGCUCAAAUCAGUCUUCAAUCUCUAUUUUAAAACGCAGUCUCAUCGAACAGUUCAUCCAAAUUUCCCCUAAUCGCUAAGAUAUUGGGCAGCAUUAGUUUUUUUUUUUGAUCCGAAACUUUUCCACCGGAAACUCAGACGAGAUAUGCCGCCUUUGCGGAUGCUAAUCCAUUACCUGGCGACGCGGCAGGCCCAGGUGAUGACCCACAUACGUCGGGCCAGUGGAAGCAGCAGCUUUCCGGUGCUGGCCUUCCCCGACGACCAGGACAUUGAACCGGAGGAUGAGCAGGGAGUGCUGGAUUCCCAGUUUCCGAUCCUCCACAGCCGCCACACCGAUCUGUUUUACAUGCCGCACCUCGUGGGUCCGGCGUACCAGGGUCUCAUUUCAUCGGUGGAUCAGCCGUACACCACCUCCUACUAUCCGGAGGACGCGCAGACGUUGAUCAAGGGGAGCGAUAAUGUCCUUCGGUCCGUGAUCUCACCCUCCGAUAUGUGGGUGGUGGCUUGCCCCAAGCUGCUGGUGGCCUACAUGCGUCAUCUCUUCCAGCAUCCGUACGCCCGGUUUGACAGCUCGAUGAACUUUAGCAUGAUUGGGAUGAGGUUCCAGGUCUCGGAUGUCGACAAUGCCUUGCGCUCCUUCGUACUCUUCGCCAGCCACAAUUCCCGCGAGAUCAUGCACAACGGCUACUGGGCGGACUUUAUCAAUCCGCUGACUGGCCGUGCCCACUUCCGGCCCGCCCACUGUAGCCGGAAGCAGUGCCGGGAGUCCCAGCUCCUUGGCCGGGGCUUGGCCUUCACCAAUGCCAAUGGCUGCACCGUAAUCGAGGAGGAGCAGAGUGAUCAGUUCACCGGCUGCAUCUUCACCGACACACCCUGCAAGGUCCUCGAGUCAUGGAUCUGCUAGUGGUCUCGAGGUUGUCGCCCAGCUGCUCAUUUCCAUGUCUGUGAUUGUGUACCCAUUAAAGUCCAGUUGAGAAUUCGAAUCCACGACCACACGAGGGAUAUAUCCGAAAAUUUUACGUAGUAAAUUUUGGCAAUUUUGUUUCGAUUAAGUUUGUGGGGAUCUACCCAAUCCCAUCUAUAGUACAUUUAAAAAUUUAUCAGUUGGAUGUUAUUUCUUCUACUAAACACAAAUGAGCAAAUUAUUCUUGGAUCGUUUUUUCUCCAGGAGGAUUUAUAAAAUACUGUUUUUUAAUUUUUAAAAUUUAUUAAGUAGUAAUAAACUUGUAUUUUGGCAGAGAA
Molecule: messenger RNA, 1475 nt
Organism: Drosophila biarmipes
Lineage: Eukaryota; Metazoa; Arthropoda; Insecta; Diptera; Drosophilidae
Exons: 1
Coding region: 379-1137 (252 amino acids)
Biological process (GO): cobalamin metabolic process
Source: RefSeq, a predicted model, not a curated record